Molecule: messenger RNA, 921 nt
Organism: Paramecium tetraurelia
Lineage: Eukaryota; Ciliophora; Oligohymenophorea; Peniculida; Parameciidae
Exons: 4
Source: RefSeq, a predicted model, not a curated record
AUGUCUGUUGCACCUUCCUAAUUUGAAAAAUGCUACAAACAUCCAUCGAAUGACAUAGUCCUUUUUUGUAUGUCAUUGGAGUGCAGACAGCCCUUAUGCAAAGAUUGUUGUAAAUUACACGUGCAAUAACAUAAUUAAAAUGGUACACAAGCACAAUUAGAUACAGUUGAUAAUGUAAGAUAACAGCUUCUGAAUAAUGUUCAUGAAAUGAAAACUAAAUUUGAAGAAGAGAGAGCAAUUUUGCAUCAUUUUAAUGUGGGUGAAUCGCCGGAAUUGAUGAAAUAAAUACAAAAUAAAUUACAAAAAGUCAAAUCAACUCUAAUGGCAGCAGUCAAUUAAUAUUGUGUUUAAUUAGAAGAGUAAGUUAAAUAGAAAAUUCAUUUGCAAAAAUAAUCUCAUCCAGGGGAGAAAAAAGAUCUUCACCAUAAACUCAAUUAGAUAAUUCUUAGCUUAGAUUAAAAGGAAAAGAUGUUACUCUAACCAAAAUAUAUAAGAGGUUGUUUGAUGGUAAUGAGUGACGAGUAGCAUCACGAUUUUGAAUAGCUAACAUUGGAAGUUGAUGAUGCUCUCAAGAUGUAUUUAUCUAAUGCGUUUGAUGUGUUUGUUCAUGAAGAGAAGCUCUAGAAAAUUAGCUAAGCCUUUACAGAAUACGUUGACAUUUAUUAGGCAAAUUUGAAUGAGGAAUUAGAAUUCUUAUCGAAAAAGAUUAGAGACAAUAGUUAAGUUCCUCAAAUGCCUAAGUAGAAAAUUGUAUCGAAUCAAAAAAUUGCAUAACAAACUAUACCAAUUAAGGAGACCAAACAAUUUCAUUCCAUUUAUGAUGAGAAAUUCAGUGGAUCUAAUUUCGCUAAUUAAUCUCAAUUCAAAUGGAGUUAUGGAGAUAAAAAAUAGGAAUAAUAUUAUUAAAACAUAUAUUAAUGA